Gossypium arboreum is the source of this 1598-nucleotide messenger RNA. RefSeq lists its product as uncharacterized. The coding region runs from base 109 to 1155 and encodes 348 amino acids. The transcript has 8 exons. The record is from RefSeq and is a predicted model, not a curated record. NCBI's taxonomy places the organism in Eukaryota, Viridiplantae, Streptophyta, Magnoliopsida, Malvales, Malvaceae.
AACUGAAAAUUGUUCUAAUUUAUUUUAAUUUAACUGGGUUUCAAACCUUCAAUUCCUUGGUUAAUUAAUUAUCAUCUUUGGUAAUUUUAAUCCUUGCUCCUACAAUCCAUGUCCAACCUAAUAGAGAAGAAUGAAUGGAUAACAAUUCCGGAGUUCGGAGGGUGGGAACGUAACCCUCCAGGAUCUACCAACUAUUCCAUGGAGUUUUCACAAGCUCGACUCAACAGAAAGAAACGAAAGGCUGAUGUUUGGCGUAGUCUCGAAAACGAACUCAAUUUAACUGCGGAUUCAUUACAACAAGACACCCAAGAUUCUGUCUUUGCCAAGGGGAAGCAACAAAAGACGAAAAGCCUUGGAAAUGAGCAAGAUUUCGUCGCUGCUUCAUUACCUCCUCGUCAUCCUCGACGACGAGACCAUGAAGAUUUUGUCACCGCCAAGGGGAAGCAACAAAAGACGAAAAGCCUUGGAAAUGAGCAAGAUUUCGUCGCUGCUUCAUUACCUCCUCGUCAUCCUCGACGACGAGACCAUGAAGAUUUUGUCGCGUUUAAUUCGGAAUUGCAAGCUCGGGCCAACAAGAAGCAACAGAAGAAAGAUGUUAGUCGUAGCCUAGGAAACGAGAAGGAUUUCAUCGCUGCGUCGUCACCCCGUUGGCAAGACAACGAUGAUCCCGGGAUGAACAAGAAGUGGAUGUCGGUUCCCGAAUUUGGUGGCUGGGACAAACAACCUCCUGGUGCUACAAACUACUCCAUGGUUUUCUCACAAGCUCGAGCCAACAGGAAGCAACAAAAAUCUGAUGUUUUGCGUAGUCUCGGAAACCACCGCGAUUUUACAGCCGAUUCAUCACCUCAACCGCCGCAGCCUCACCAACAAGCCGACAAUAACGACCAAGAUUCUGCAGUUACCAACUAUGCGUGGAUGCCCGCCCCCGAAUUCAGAGGGUGUGAUCGGAAACCUACCGGAUCGAUGGACUACUCAACGGUGUUCUUGAAAGCUCGAGCCAACCAGAAACGACAAAUGAGUGGUGAUUGGCGUAGCUUAGGAAACGACGACGAUUUCAUCACUGUUUCAUUACCACAUCAACAACAACCUUACCAAAAAAAACAUAAGAAGAGAAAGAAGAUAUUUGCUUUCCUUCUUUGCUGCUUUUGGCAAUGAAAUUCUCCAAAUUUCAGACAUUGAUUUGGCACGACAAGACAACUAAAUUUCUGGGAUUGCUAAAUUAAUUGGCCUUCAUCUGUUGGGGAACAAACAAAUCAAAAGGGGUUUGUUUUUUUUUUUUAUUGAAUUGCCAUGUAAAUAUCAUUAUUUGCAUGUGCAAUUGGAUUGUAGGGAGCAAAUAUCUCGAGUAGCUCGCGAAUGUAAUCGAAUUUUUUUUUAUAAUUUCAAUACACAUAUAUACUCGAGUUCGAAGUCAAAUAUGAAAAAUUGAGAGCCUAAUCGAGUUUAAACAUCGGAUUUAAACCUAUGUACCGGAGCUUUGAAGGAAGAAACAAGCUUAGCAUCGAUUUUUUCGAUUCCGUCGAAAAGAAAACCGAAAGGAGGCAUUGGUAUAUACUUCCCGGAACCAGGUGCAACUUUCAAUUCAUCAUCUUUCCAAA